Messenger RNA from Drosophila gunungcola (fruit fly), 1055 nucleotides. It is a transcript of the gene slx1, whose product is annotated as structure-specific endonuclease subunit SLX1 homolog. Gene Ontology annotation, molecular function: crossover junction DNA endonuclease activity; 5'-flap endonuclease activity. Gene Ontology annotation, cellular component: Slx1-Slx4 complex. Lineage: Eukaryota; Metazoa; Arthropoda; Insecta; Diptera; Drosophilidae. Bases 16 to 909 code for a protein of 297 amino acids. Gene Ontology annotation, biological process: double-strand break repair via homologous recombination. The transcript is spliced from 2 exons. The record is from RefSeq and is a predicted model, not a curated record.
CCAUCAGCAAUCCAAAUGAACUCCUACGCCCCACAGGAUGCAGGUUCAGAGCAGGAGGAAGCCGUUGCCCGCAAGGGUCACUUUUACGGCGUCUAUUUGCUCUGCAGUCAGAGUUUGGAUUCUCGAUACCGGGGAAAGUGCUACGUGGGUUUUACAGUGAAUCCAAAACGCCGCAUACGCCAGCAUAAUCUCGGCUGCGACUUCGGCGGAGCAAGGAAAACCAGCCGCAAGGGGCCCUGGCAGAUGGUUAUGAUAGUCCAUGGAUUCCCGAACAAUAUAGUAGCACUCCAGUUCGAGUGGGCUUGGCAACAGCCCUCGUUAUCGACCAGACUUAAAAUGUACCCUGAGUUGAAGCGCAAAGUGCCCAGGGAGACGUACUUUGACUACAACUUCAGGAUCCUCAGCAGGAUGCUGGGGGUGGGUCCUUGGAAUCGACUGCCACUCACCGUUCGCUGGUUAGAAACGGAUUACGAGAGGGCAUUUGAUGUGCCACUGCCCAGCCACAUGGAGAUCGUGAGUGGUAAAGUCUCCAUAAGUGCCUCUCAACGUAAGAGAGGUGAUGAUGCAGUGGCUCCGCCACCAGUGGCUUGGGCCCCCGAGUGUCACCUGUGUAUGCAGCAAAUCGACCAGCCGGAAAGAUCCCGCCUGGGAUGUACAAAUCCUACCUGCCGGCUCACCUGCCACAUGCUGUGCCUAGCCAACUAUCUCCUAAGCGACGAGCCCGGUCACUAUAUCCCGGUUGGAGGAGAGUGUCCGCUCUGCGAGACCCGUCUCAGUUGGGCAGCCCUGCUGCAGCGCAAACGUCUCCUGCUGGGCAUCCCCGAGGAACUGCAGGAUCAGGAUGAGGACCUCAGUGACGGAAUUGAUGUGGACAGCGAUGUGGAAGAUGUCCCGGAGCUGAGCGAUUGAGUAUAAAUUCUACUGCACUAUUUUACAAACAAGAUAAAUUAAUUCUUUUAGUCUUUUUGCCAUUUUCCAUUACUUUUUUGUUCAGUGUCACAGAUUCAAUGGUCUUUAUAUACUAGUUUUAGUAACAAUUUUAUGUUAAUUUAUAU